Siniperca chuatsi (mandarin fish) is the source of this 3051-nucleotide messenger RNA. RefSeq names its product La ribonucleoprotein 6, translational regulator a (gene larp6a). Gene Ontology annotation, cellular component: nucleus. NCBI's taxonomy places the organism in Eukaryota, Metazoa, Chordata, Actinopteri, Centrarchiformes, Sinipercidae. The transcript is spliced from 3 exons. The record is from RefSeq and is a predicted model, not a curated record. The coding region runs from base 126 to 2195 and encodes 689 amino acids. Gene Ontology annotation, molecular function: mRNA binding. Gene Ontology annotation, biological process: RNA processing.
CCAAUUAGAGAGGACCACGUGAAUUUGCCCCCCUACUUAGAGCCACGUGAAGGCGGCAUUCGUGUCUUCCCAGAAAAAGACGACACUGUGUGUAAAAAUCCGUGUGUGAAAAGAGAAAGCGAACUAUGCACGCCUUGGUGAACGCCUUCAUGCGCUGCCUCUCAUUUCUCUUGCCUCCCCCUUGGCUUUGUGUCAGCUUUUGCUUGUGGGUUGGGAAUGAGUGCGAAGAGACGCUGCCGCGGCCCAAUCCCAGAGCUUGUUUCAAAAGCAGAAAGCCUCUUACAUAUGAGGAAGUAGCAGCAGUGGCAGCAGCAGUAGAAGCCCAAGGAGGCUCCAGCCCGUCGCGCUCACCAGUUCCAGGCUGCGUCUCGCUGGCUGCUACAAGCCCCGCUGCUCCUCAGGGCCCUCCGUCGGGUCGGAUCUGGAUCGGGGGUCUCUGGCUAGCCGUGGAGCGCGUCUUCGGAACCCCCUGGGUCAUUCUCCGCCAUCACUGGUGCCCGAAGAGGCGUCGAGCAGCUUUACGCACCCCGUAUCCUGUCUGUGCCUUCGAGUCGAGCAAGAUUAAAAGCUUCCAGGGAGGCGCUGCUGCUGCUGCUUCUGUUGCUGCUACAACAGAAGAAAGGAAGGGAGCGGGAGGAAGCACCUUGACCUAUUCGAGGAACAUGAGUGAGUCCGUGGGGAUCCCCAAUCCGAACCCGGCGGAGUGCGCCUCAGAUGCGUCAGCGGAGCAGAGCAUCGAUGAGGUAAUCACCGUGGAUCAGCACACGCAAGAGAUGGGGACGGUGACGAUAACGGUGGCCAUUCAAGCGGCAGAGGACGAGGAACCCGAGGAAGUGUCGCCCAAUAUUGACUUCCUUGGCGGCAGCUGUAGUGAGGACGAAAUCGGAAGACACGACAAAUCAAGCGGUGCCGGGACCAGUGGCGGGGAGGAGGAGAGCUGGCAGCCCCCAGAUCCAGAGCUCAUCCAGAAACUGGUCACUCAGAUCGAAUACUACCUUUCGGAUGAGAACCUGGAGCAUGAUGCCUUCCUGCUCAAACAUGUCAGACGCAACAAACUCGGGUUUGUCAGCGUCAAGUUGCUCACUUCAUUCAAAAAGGUGAAACACUUGACUCGUGACUGGAGAACAACUGCUUAUGCUCUGAGACACUCAAAGAUACUUGAGCUGAACGAUGAGGGCCGUAAGGUGCGGCGUAAAUCUGCAGUCCCAGUCUUUGCCAGUGAGUCGUUGCCUAGCCGCAUGCUGCUGUUAAGUGAUUUGCAGAGGUGGCCAGAGCUGGCUGCUCUCACUAAGGAUAAUGGAGGCAGUGAGGGAGGAGCCACACAGCAGGAGCAGCUGAUGAAGCUGCUGCUGAAAGCGUUCGGAACAUACGGCACCAUCGCCUCCGUAAGAGUCCUGAAGCCAGGGAAAGACCUGCCGGCUGACCUGAAGAGGCUGAGUGGCCGCUACACUCAGCUAGGCACGGAGGAAUGUGCCAUUGUGGAAUUUGAGGAGGUGGAGGCUGCUGUAAAUGCUAAUGAAGCUGUGGGGAGCGAGGAUGGAGGGUCCAGUUCGCUGGGGUUGAAGGUAGUCCUGAUUGGCACCAAGCCGCCCAAGAAAAAGGUACCUAAAGAACGGCCGCGUGAGGAGGGAGGGAUGCGCAAAAGUCGCUCGCUCAACAGCAGAGUACGAGAGCUUAAGUGCCACGGGGAUGACUCGGCCUGCAGCUCCUCAGAGACUGAGAGCACUCCUACGUCUCCUAGGCUGACCAGAAAGUCCCAGUCCUGCAACAAGCUCAGCCCCACCACUGCAGGAAUCAGCUUCCAGAACAAUCACCUGAGUCCUGGCAUGUCCCCGCGUAACAGUCCCUGGUCCAGCCCCCGUGCCAGCCCCUGUUCUCAGCGCAAAUCUCCUCAUUCCCACAAGUCUCCCUUAGUCAGCGAAGGCAGACUGAGCCCCGAGCCGGGGCGCCGCUGGGCAGACUACUCCUCAGACAGUAGCCUCACCCCUUCAGGGAGCCCGUGGGUUCAGCGGCGCAAGCAGGUGGCUUCUCAAGAGAGCAGUCCGGUUGGCAGCCCGAUGCUGGGCAGAAAGAUCCAGAACGCUGACGGCCUGCCACCGGGGGUAACGAGGCUGCCAAGGGGUCCCGACGGAACCCGCGGCUUUCACUGUGUCACUGUUAGUGAGAGGGGAAAGACUGCUGCUACCCAGACUUGAUAUGUGUAGCAUCCUUAUGCAUUCCUUAUCCCACAAAGUAAUGAGAGAUUGGAAAUUUGAGCUGUUCUUGGCCAUGUUGCUCUGCCCCCACCUCACAUUUGAGACUGUAGAUAUAUUUUUGUUGAGUGCAUCAGUUUUCAGUCUUUGUUAUAUUUUUAUACAACAUUUUGAGUUACCAUGGUAACAUUAGUAAUUUACUAAUGGAAAUUUGAGUGAAAUGUAAAUUGAAAUUGCUUUGAAAUGGACCAUGUCAACUCCAUUACUGUCUAAACAUGUUAUACAUGGGGCGGGUUGGAGAGGGACUUCCACCUUAUUUUUUCUUUUUUUUUCUUUUCUUUUUUUUUAUUGAAGAAUGUUGUCCUGUCUUGUGUGUAAAAGCUUACAACUUUGUCGUGGAUGUGUAAGUGGCAUGGGCACAUGGACUUGAUAGAGAUAUCACCAUAUGCCUUUUCUGUAUUUGUCUACUGUGAGUUCCAUUUUUACAUGUUAUUUAAAUGGAGGCCAUAAUCGCUCCACUGCCAUAAAGGUUGGACAGUUAAACUUUGACGUAUGUUUUAGUUUUUUAUUUAGCCUUUUAUUUUUUUAUUUCACUAUUUUCAGUACGCCUUGUCACUUAGGAGGGGCUCUCUUCUAGCCCUGUAAAUGUUAAUUUGUUCAACAGGUAGCUGCUUUAUUUAUUUUAGUUUUGUUUUUUUGUUUUUCCUUGGCAUCUGUUUCCAUCAGUCUAAGCUCACAGUAAGGUUGGAGGGAUGUUCAGGUCAGGCAGAAUAAAUGCUCAUGUUCUUGCCUUUACAUCUGAGCUGGGGUAUUUUGACAGUGCGAUUCCUAUUGUACAAAUAAAUCACUAAAAUUGCAA